AUGCUGGUUUCUCAAAGUAUGCGUCAAAGCGAAACACCAGUGGUUUACGCUAUGACGUUCGGGGAUUCCCCCCACUAUACGAUCUCCACGUCACAAUCCCAAGGAUUCGCGUGGAACCAGGAUAUUUUUGCCUCCCAGUACCAGCAGAUGUGCAAGGUGGUGUACGAUGGCCAUGAGGAUUGUGUGGACGAGCUUUUGGCGAGGGACUGGCGAUUCAGCGACGCGCAGAACGCCUAUACCCCGUCCGAUGUGUUCGAACAAGACGAAGAUCAAGAUAUGACGAGCCACGACGAGCUCAGAGCGCGUCGGAUGUCGCAAGUGCUCAUGCGACCCAGAAGACGGUCCGAGCGCAGCGUCAGCUUCGUUUCGGACUCCAAAAAUGGCCGUUUCCAGAAAACUGAGGUGAUCUUGGUGGACGUUGACGAGGACACAGAGGAGAACCGGAGGUUGAGGUGGCUUGUUAACAAAGAAUGA
Messenger RNA from Lachancea meyersii CBS 8951, 474 nucleotides. Lineage: Eukaryota; Fungi; Ascomycota; Saccharomycetes; Saccharomycetales; Saccharomycetaceae. The record is from the annotation of a GenBank genome assembly.